GAACAGUUUCGCCAGCGCCGAAAGUCCUCUCUCACUUGAAUCUCGAUUGCUUUCCUGAAAGGCACUUAUGAGAGAGAGUUAGUUUUUCUCUAUGCACUCAGUGCUUGUAAGAAGCUGAUUUCGAACGGCAGUAUGCGAAGUAGUUGACUGUACUUGAUCAAGUUAUAUGUAGUUCAAGAACAUAAUAAUGACCUAGAUUUCAAGUGCACUACGCUCAGUUAGUAGAUGUCCGCGAAGGGAGUCAGCUGAUCUUACCCCCGGACUGGCAGCAUCUACUCUCGACCUUCGUCGGGGUAGCCCCCGUGGCCCGCACAGCUUCGCACACCGUCCGUCCGUCUAACAUAAUCAGUGGGUCAGUCAUCUAACCAACACUGAUUCAGUGAUUGCCAGCCCUCUGGCCCCUCUGACCGAUGGCCAUGUGAGCGGAUGUUACUGUCCUCGAUCCGUGCGGAUGGUCGAAAUGUGCACCGCCUUGUUUGUGUUGAUUCCCUGCGCUGCUCGGACCGUCUAGGUCAAGUAGCGGUAGAUUCCCGCCGUGUGGUCUUUGCUGCUACAGAUCCCCAGGUUUUGUUGUCUGAUCUGGUAGUCCGUAUAGAAUACGAAGACCUGCUAUGUAACCUGGAAGGUCUGGGAAGAUCGACGAAGAGCGAGGACUUACAGAAGUCGCGGGUCGGUGCACGUCAACGUCAACCUCCAUCCCCACCGUCACAGAUUCACAGGCACGGUUGCCGCGCCGCGGAUAAGAUUCAGACGUCAGAUUCAGGUUCACUGGACUGUGCAUGUGUCGACUCGAUAUGAUCGAUCUGCGCACGCACGAUGAUCACGACGUGUCCAGCAAGGCACUACCAGCACAGCCUCGCACGAAUUGUGGCUGUUAUUUCAACGAAAUCAAUGUCAAAGUAUUAGUAAUAGUUAUUUUGCUUGCGCGCUAAGCCAGAGCUGCUGUGUUUUAGUCUAGUCUAGCCAAGCGGCACGCGUCGACAGACAGAAGAAGUUACCACUACCGGUGCUAGCAUCCGAUUUCAUCCACAACAAUAUCGGUGCAGCUCUUUCCUGCGGCGGAGAUCGAGAUCGAAAGUCGGCAGUGCAGGGCUGACUACUGUUACAGCUGCGCCUUCAGAAAAAAAAGGCAAUCGUCUCAUUCGUCGGUGUCUGGCACGCAUAGCCUGCCCGUGGCGUACUAAUAACAUCGGCUACAGUCGCUCCAUCGCCUGUGACAGCCACAUCAGCAGCUGCUUGGUGCGGAAAGAUCUUGGCGCAUCUGCAACCGACCUGUAGUGUAGGUGUAAUCGUGCGGAACUACCUUCGGUGAUUUCCGGCGUCACGAUGGAGAGCACGACUGAUGAAAAUAAUUGCCCGUCAUUCUGGCCUACGGACGAUGAGCUGUGUCGCAGGGCGAAGCAGGACAUGGGCUGGUGCACGCGAUCCAAUUCACCGGAAGGCAGAUGCCAGACAAUGAUACGAGAGGACGAGUGGGUACUCAUCAAAACCGCCCUGCGCAAGGGUGAGCACUGCGACUGGAGAGAAGAGAGAAGAGUCAAAAAUUUAGCAAACCAGAUGCUCAAGGUGCACAAGGAUCCCAGUUGCACAUCUCCUUACCAGUGCCUGGUAUGCAGAAAGAAGUACAACACUGUGACACAGCUUUGGCUGAAGAAGUGCCCGGAGUGCAGCAGGUCAGUAUGCAAGCUAUGCAGGAUUGCGUUAAAACGAUCCGUAGAGGACAGCAGAGCGCACUGGCACUGCAAGAUAUGCUCCGUCAACCGCGAGUUUUUCAUGAAAAGUGGUGCAUGGUUUCACCGCUCCUUGCCAGCUUACCUAGCCAGGAAUGACAAUGCCGAUGAUACAAAUGACAGCUCAACCAUCGCUAGAAGCCAGUCGCUCCCCGAGAGUUUGCUACCAACAGCCGUGUGCCCAGCUCAUCAGCAGCCGACUUCAGAUGCACCGCACAUUGUUCAAACCUUACACCAACAACCAAGCAGUCUCAAUGGCGAUGAUGAGCAGCAAGGAGCCGACUCGCCGUGCCAGAGACACCAGGUCGAGAAUCGUGCAUUUACUCUACCACGCAGUAGGACCAUUGAUAGACCAUUACCAAGCUGGCAGGAUGUAAUGGACCUGCAUAUCAGGCCCAGAUCUGCCCUUGGCAGGACCAUGUCCGGAACGCGUAUGAAAGUACCUAAAAUGAGUAGCAGACCUCAAUCUGCCCAGAGUGUCUCGCGCUUGAGCUGGCAAGAUACGUAAGAGAUAGUAGACUGGCUAGAGGCUACAGGCCACAGGCUACAGGGCGGCACCGACGGUACUAUCGGCAGGGAACUCGUGUCAUCGUGAUAUUCAGUGUGUAUACAGACGUAUGUCGCAUCCCGUGAUCAACUGUGCACUGAUACACUGAUCACCCGCCACUUGGCCUAUCCCGCCGUGACAGUCUUGAUGCACGUGCACGUCACGCUUAUCAUCCAAGCUCACUCAUAGCAACCAUUAACGUGCGUUCUUUCUGAA
Sycon ciliatum is the source of this 2493-nucleotide messenger RNA. Its product is annotated as rab effector Noc2-like. The record is from RefSeq and is a predicted model, not a curated record. The transcript has 8 exons. NCBI's taxonomy places the organism in Eukaryota, Metazoa, Porifera, Calcarea, Leucosolenida, Sycettidae. Bases 1327 to 2238 code for a protein of 303 amino acids.